AUGUUUUUAGAUCGUUCGAUUAGGAGUGCAGAAACAAUUACAGAUACAUCCUAUAUGCAGAUGGAAUCUAAUGACGCCAUCUCCCAGAAAAUAUGGAAUGGUGCAAUCCCUGUUUCCUUUUGUGUUUUUCCUAGCGAAAUACCCCAUGAAAUUCCUUCACCCCCUCCUCCCUUUCUUAUGUUAGUCCCGCGGGUCACAUACUUCCCACUUGUAUUGGAAAAGGUAAUCUUACAGUUCCGCACCUACCUCCAGUCGAAAUUUCCACUAUCUCACACUCACUCUCCCUCUGACCUCACUGACGACAGUUCACCCGCGCAAUCUACUGAGGAAUCGCAUUCUGUUAAAAAGGAUCUUACCUACUGGCUGGUCUACGACGGCGUUCCUUUGAAAUGGCAAGUCGGUCUCGGUUAUGGAACAGUGGCGUAUCCUAACAUCGGUGAAUGGUAUGUUAGUGAACUUACCAAAGUAAACUUUUCCAGGCACUAUCCUGUUGGGCUGCUUUUCGAUCUCUAUGGCUCACCGGAUAAACUACCUUGGGAGAUCACUGUGCGCUUUGGGGAUUAUCCAACAAACACUCUCCUUGCACCUCCGGUUUCCCGCUCCGCUGUUGAGGCAAUUUUCCUGGCCACCCUGAAGGAGGCAGACCAGCUGAAGCACCGAGGUCGCGAGGGUCCUGGACCGAUCUUCAAUGAAUUACUCCCAGAAGAUCAGCACCGACUGUGGAACGGUCUCCUGCAGCACCGCUUCGAUCUCUUCUGGUCCAUCAAUAAGCGCUUCAUGCAGGGCGCUCCCGCACCCGCCAGGUCACUGGCUCCACCCGACCCCACUGAGAACGACAUCGAGGAUGGGCAAACCACGCGCAUUUUCGGUGAGGAUGCAGCAGCUCUAAUGGUCACAACCGGUGCAAUGAAAGCAUUUCGACACUGCCCCUUCCGUGUAUACUUUUCCCCCCACGCCUUCGAGACUUCUCCCCCCACUACAACCUACCUCCAGACCCUCGUGUCCCCCUUCAGUGGGGUGGACGGGACUCCUGCCACCUUCGCUGACGUGAUUGCCACCCUCCUCAAGUGCAGCCACGUUCAACUUCAUGCUGAAGAUUUCAUAUUUCUGGUGCAUGGAGUGGAGGUGCCGCCAGAGACGCCAGCUCAGUGGAUGUGUGAGUGGAUGGCCUAUCCGGACAACUUCAUACAUGUGGUGGCGUGCAAACGCAAAAAAUAA
Molecule: messenger RNA, 1218 nt
Organism: Echinococcus granulosus
Lineage: Eukaryota; Metazoa; Platyhelminthes; Cestoda; Cyclophyllidea; Taeniidae
Product: Autophagy protein 5
Exons: 6
Coding region: 1-1218 (405 amino acids)
Biological process (GO): nucleophagy; autophagy of mitochondrion; C-terminal protein lipidation
Cellular component (GO): cytoplasm; Atg12-Atg5-Atg16 complex; phagophore assembly site membrane
Source: RefSeq, a predicted model, not a curated record